CUCGAAACGUCGCGUCGCGUCGAGUCGCACAUUCUCGCUCGAUCCCUAACCAGCAGCCUGACCGCAGCAACGCGUGGGCGGGCGCGAGUCUGCUCAGCGUCGGACAUCCAUGGCCGAGCCAUUGCGGUGGGGUCACGCGGCCGAGGACGAGGACGGGCUGCAAGCCUUUGAAGUGUCGCAUGACGCCGACGCCAACCUAGGCUACGACGCGCUUGCGCGCCCGGGCCAAAGCGGCAGCAGCGUUGACGCUCUCUACGCAGGAGUCAAGCGGCAUGCGGACGCGAACGCGAAUGAAGCUGACGAUUCGGCAGCAUCACAAGCAAAGCGCCUUCGCUCGCUCGCAAUGCUCAACUGGCUGCCGCGUGGGGGCAAGAAAAACUCGGUGCGGGACACGUACGCACGCGUAUCAUGCGAAGCAUGCCGCAAGAAGAAGUCGCGAUGCGUACUGCAAGAAGGCAUCGUACCCUCCCCCGAGCCGCUCAUCGGGGACGAGCGCUGCGGGAGAUGCGUCAAGCUCAACCUGGUCUGCGUCGUCUGGGCCGAAUCCCGACGCAAGGACCUCGAAGCACUCGCAAAGGACGGGAUAGACGUGUCGGCCACUGGAACCGGACGAGCGCACUACCUCGACGUGCUUAAGAGGGCUCAUGGCCCAGAGGACCCGGUAGCAAGGGGUAACAGUAGGGACCGCGGUUCAGCCGGCGGAUCUUGCAAUGCUGCCUGUGCCGUUGGCGUCGGCGGCUCCACCGCACCGCAACCACAAUGGCCGCCGCCUAUGCGGUCCCAUGCUGUGCCAUCUACAGCAGUCGAUGGCGCGCUCGCGAGGAGAACACCUGCUCGCAGCCUCGAAGCGGCAAAUGAAGUCUCGAUCAGAACCUCCGCUGCAGUGGCCGACCAAGACGCCAACGAAGAGGCAAGAGCCCUGUACCCUGCAGGUACCCUGCAGGUCUUUCGGCCGUUUGAUGAUGAUGGCGGAGCAUUCGCAGCCAACAGCCUGGGCCAUGCCCCUCCGCCACCUCCGCCACCUGCUCCUGGCGCUCCUGAUUCUGAUCCGGCACCAGGGGUCAGCGUCAAUGGCACAGCGGCGCUGCCUCGUGAGCCGACGAUACUGGCGCGCGCCGCUUCGCUCCUCGGAAAUCCGUAUUCUCUAUUCUCCCAAUUCUGCUACCAACAACCUGGCUUUGCUAGUAAUUUACAGGGACGGAAAAGCGUAGGAGGAAUCGGCUCGGGUCAAGUGCAGCUGGACUUGUUGGCAUUGGUCGAUGACGAGCUGCAUGCCAAUUUUAAGAGCGCGCUGCAACCGUACCUGCUCUUUGUCCCGCAUCUGUUUUCAGUCACGCACGUCCGCUCCAAAGUAGCGGAAAACCCGACACCCUCUGCUCGACUGCUGCUGGCGACACUCUACUAUCUCGCCAUGCGCUCUUCCCUCUCGUCGCGUAACAUGCUUCUCUCCCAAGCGCAAGGUGUCCCGUCGCACCGCGCUCCAACAGUACGCACAAAGGCCGCCGCGAAGGAGACCGAGACGCCCUCCUUCGAGCACCGUAUGUUGACGCUUCAAAAUCACCUGCGCGUUAUCAUCCGCACCAACGCCGAGGACGUCUUGCUCAGUUUCAACGCAGGCCGCGACGACUAUGCCGUGCACGCGCUCGAGCUGCUGGCGUGCUACCAUCCCUUGGCGCUGGAGCGCGUCAGCGGCACGACGCCCGAUCACGCAUACGAGAAUGUUCCCACGCUGGGCGAGGAGCUGAUCAGCGCCGCCAAAAUGACAGCCACACGACUCAGGUAUAAGGCACGCAGCACCGCGAGCGUCAGCUUGGUGUAUUGGACCCUUUCGCUGGGUAGUGAAAACGCGUUCCUGGGCAUGGAAAGCUCCAAAUUCCUUGGAAUCAGCAGCGAGGACAUGGAAGAGGAUUCUGGGGCGCUGGAGCAAUUUUUUAAUAGCCGGCCAUCUUCGCAAGCUGAAGCUAGCCCAGUGAGGGUGACAAGAGGGGCGCAGGCCAAGGCCAGGGCCAAGGCUUAUGAGGCUACUGACUCCACAAUGCCUAUAGUGUCGUUCAAGCAGAAUCUGCGGAUAGCCGGGAGGAUCGCUUUAGCGGGGCGGCUUGAGAUUAUCGGCCUGCAGAACAAGGCGAUUCAAGACGUUCGCCAGCUUCAGAUUCAGUUCAACAAUCCCACACAACCGUUGCAAGAGUUGAGUCGCGAGGUACACAGGGUGAUGGACGACAUGCUCGAAAGGAUCGAUAAGGCUCGUGAGAGGACGAUGUCGGAACUCAGAGAUCACGGUGCAAAUAUAGAAGACCCAGAUCGCAUUUUCCAGUACAGCGCCCGAUCGCUGCUCGUGGCGCUACAACUAGAAGCGCUGCAGGCCGCCCUGACCUUGACCGGCGUGUGCGCGAGCAUUGCACUUCGCGUGGACCUCACCGGCGCUGUCCAUAGCUCUUCGAUGUCCGUGCUCGCAAAAGCCAAGCGCGCCGAUGCCGCGCUGAGCGCCAUGCUCAGCCGCGUUGGCGCCCUGCGUGGCAAGCAGCUGUACCACAUGCUAGCGCUCAUCCCUCACCUGAUGGAGUCUUCCGCCAUUGAAGCCGUGCCGAUCCCGCAGAUCUGCGCUGCAACCGUCUCGGCAGCAAAAGUGGCGAUGGAGGAGGUGGCAGCAAAGAUACUCGGAUGGAAGCACAAGCCAGACGACAUGGACACGCUCAUAUCAUUGCUGAACGAAGCGGCGGCCAAGCUUGCUGGCUUCGACGGACUCUCUGCAUCUGGCCGCAAGCAGAUGUACACGUUCGGCAUCCAAGAAGGCGAUCUGCGCGUCACCUCCAGCGCUGUUGUUCUUUCAUUCAGCCGCGCUCUGAAGCAAUGGCGCAAUCGUCUCCUCGAUGAUCUGCUUCCCAUGAAGCCGCCGGUCGCGCAGCAUAUGCCGCCACAGCAUGCCCUUCAACCUCCUCAGCAUCUGCCGGAUCAACAGCAUCUAGCCUGGGGAGAAGCGAUGGGUAUUCCUCCGCAAAUACCAGCUGAUCCGCUGUUCGCUGCGGAUGGCCGCGAUCCGCUGCUCGAGUCUCUUUUUAGCGAUGAGCCCGACUGGGCCGCCAUUUUCCAUGCGCUACAGGCAUGAGGCCGCAAAGCGUGACGCCCCCGCACACUUCCUGCAAGCUUUGUAUUGGAUCACACGCAUACCCUAG
This is a messenger RNA of Tilletiaria anomala UBC 951, 3173 nucleotides long. RefSeq lists its product as uncharacterized. NCBI's taxonomy places the organism in Eukaryota, Fungi, Basidiomycota, Exobasidiomycetes, Georgefischeriales, Tilletiariaceae. Gene Ontology annotation, molecular function: zinc ion binding; DNA-binding transcription factor activity, RNA polymerase II-specific. The transcript has 3 exons. Gene Ontology annotation, biological process: regulation of DNA-templated transcription. The record is from RefSeq and is a predicted model, not a curated record. Bases 110 to 3106 code for a protein of 998 amino acids.